AUGGAGGAGCCCCGCUGGGCGGAGGCGCUGCCGAAGAAGCGGGACCCGGGCGAGGGGGAGCGAGGGAAAGGCAAGCGGGCCGGCGAGGGAGCAGGUGCCGCGGGCAUCGCGCCGCUAGCGGAAGGCGGCUCUGCUGCAAGCCGCCCGGCGGCGGAGAGAAUGCGGGAGGAAGGAUUCCUGCUUCUACGUUCCAGUAAUCCUUUUGUGUUCCUGGUGGGCAUUGCUGUCCUGGGUGUGAUCCAUCAUACCCUCGCUGUGAAGGCAAGCCACUUGGCUACCCACAAUGCUCUGGUGGACUCCAAAUCAUGGGGGAAAUUAUGGAGCAUAUUCUUCAUUGAGGUUUGCUCCGCUUUCACAGCAGAACGAGGGUCCUACAACCAUGUAAAAAUGCACCACGCUUAUACAAACGUCAUUGGCCUCGGGGAUUCCAGUACCUGGAAGGUUCCUUUCCUGAACCGUUAUGUUUAUAUGUUCAUUGCACCUAUUGCUGUACCUAUCAUAACUCCUUUAAUAGCCAUUGGUUUACUCAGAGAGGUAGAACUGAAAACUGCCAUUCGGACUCUGUGUUGUAUAUUCAUUGGUCUGUAUGCCCAUUAUUGGCUGCUGCUUAAUAUCUCAGGAUUCCAGUCUAGCUGGUCUGCACUCGGCUGUAUGUUGAUUACCCGUGCUCUCCUCGCCCAUGCAUACAUCCAUGUCAAUAUCUUCCAGCAUAUUGGCCUACCCAUGUUUUCACCUGAUAAGAAGCCAAAACGAAUCCACAUGAUGAGCUGUGGAGUUCUCAAUUUGCCUCGAAAUCCUCUGUUGGACUGGGUUUUUGGACACUCGAUCAUUAGUUGUCAUGUGGAACAUCAUCUUUUCCCAGCUUUUUCUGAUAACAUGUGCCUGAAGAUAAAACCUGUGGUUUCUCAGUAUUUGAAAAAGAAGAAAUUACAAUACAAUGAGGAUUCUUACUGGUCACGCUUGAAGCUAUUCCUGGACAAAUAUGAAGAACUGAUGGUCCAUGCACCUCCUAUUUCUGAACUUGUGGGGAUUCAGUAAUGGUACUUUUAUGGCUAGAGCUAGGGCC
Messenger RNA from Protobothrops mucrosquamatus (brown spotted pit viper), 1066 nucleotides. RefSeq names its product fatty acid desaturase 6 (gene FADS6). The transcript has 6 exons. NCBI's taxonomy places the organism in Eukaryota, Metazoa, Chordata, Lepidosauria, Squamata, Viperidae. Gene Ontology annotation, molecular function: oxidoreductase activity, acting on paired donors, with oxidation of a pair of donors resulting in the reduction of molecular oxygen to two molecules of water. Gene Ontology annotation, cellular component: membrane. Bases 1 to 1038 code for a protein of 345 amino acids. The record is from RefSeq and is a predicted model, not a curated record. Gene Ontology annotation, biological process: lipid metabolic process.